AUGGUGGAGGGUAGAGUGACAGAGAGCGAUCGAGACAUGAAAAAUCAAAGAAAAGAAGGUAAAUACAGACAGCUUACGCUGGAGCAAGCCUUAGUUGGUGGUUCCAGCAGUAGGAAGAGCGAUAGUUUAGUGGAAAGUGGAGAGAGUGGAUCACAGCAGCCCCAAAAAGCUGCAGACAAGCGCACAACUGGUGCUACUGCGCAUGCUAGCAGUCAGCACGCAGCUGGAAGGAGAGGCAGAGGACGUGCUGAGGCAAGGCGCUCUGAAAAGGAGAGCAGUUCAGAGGACUACUCCGAACCAGACCCGGAUUCUGCUUCAGAUUGGCUCCCGUCUCGAUCUGAAAGCAGCAGAGAGUCCUCCCCUGACGCGUGUAUUCGCGCGUCAAGCAGAACCGCCGGCCGACAAGCCUCUACAUCGAGCAGUGUCCCUGCCAGUGUGACAUCUGCCAGUACAGUUGGUGAGAAGAAGAGGAAAGUAACAAAGAGCAAAGAGGGCAGCUGGUCUAGGACUGACUGGAAAGCAAAGUUCAUGCAGCAGGUCAUACAAUCCUGGACAGCAAAACUCCAUGUGGAGGAGGAGGAUGAGGUGGAGGAGGAGGAGGAGGAGGAGGAGGAGGAGGGAUGGUGGAGGUGGAGGAUGAGGUGGAAGUAG
Messenger RNA from Knipowitschia caucasica, 651 nucleotides. Lineage: Eukaryota; Metazoa; Chordata; Actinopteri; Gobiiformes; Gobiidae. The record is from the annotation of a GenBank genome assembly.